CGCUCACGGUUGAGCGUAAUUCACUAUUCGAUCAACUUCAGACACGCCAAGCCGAAGUAGAGUCAUCCCAAUCCCACCAAGAAUCGUUAGAGAAUCAGGCAACCGAGCUCCGUCAUCAACUCCGCGAGGCCAAUGACAAAAUCCAUACACUCUCCGAUGAGCUUGUCGAGCUUCAGCGGCGACAUGAUGCUACUGGGCUCGGGAGCCCUUCUACGAGCUUCGCUAAUAAUCUCCAAAUAGUUUCCGAUAUCGAGCGACGGUAUGAAAAUAAGAUUUCUGACCUUCGUCAGAGGAUGGAUAUUCUUGAGCGCGAGCGCAGCGAGGCAGAGGAGGAGUGGAGUCGUAAUCUGACUGAACGAUCCCGGGAAAUCGAUAGACUACGGACUGAUCUAUCGAUAAGAGACAGUGCGAAGAAUGAGGAGUUUGCUGACAGAUGAGAAGCUGUUGGCACUGAAUGAUGCCAAAUCGGCGAAUGCAGCGGCUGAGCAAGCUCGGGAGGCUGAAAAUUUCUCCCAGAUGGAGCAAAACCAUCUAUCGCAGCGAGUCACUGCCCUCGAGAAAGAAGCGGAAGAACUGCGCAUCCGUGAAAUAAGUCUUCGCGCAGGCAACAAAACAUUGCGAGAGGAACUACGUAAGGUGCAAAGCUCUGCUGCCCUCCUGGAGAGGGGUCGAAAUCCUGGCAUUGGCUAUUGGGCGAACAAGUCGCGGAGCAACCUAAAUGGUCAGGAUAUAAAUGAAGAUCGUCCUGGUUCUCCGCAUCCUUCUUCUCCCGCCCAUUCGGUGUUCUCGGACACUGACAGUCCAAGAACGAAGCUGAGUGAAGAAGCAGUUAACCUUGAAUACCUUCGGAACAUCAUCAUGCAGUUCCUCGAGCACAAGGAAAUGCGGCCGCACUUGGUUCGAGUCAUAACUGUGCUUUCCGCUUGCGAAUCCUUAUCCUCGCCCCUAUUCGUACUUGCCGUAUUCCUAUGCAUUAUAGUAUAUGUGUAAUCCUAUUGAUCAUUCGCCGGCCGAAAUAUUAUUAUUUGUUUAC
Molecule: messenger RNA, 1033 nt
Organism: Cantharellus anzutake
Lineage: Eukaryota; Fungi; Basidiomycota; Agaricomycetes; Cantharellales; Hydnaceae
Exons: 6
Coding region: 415-990 (191 amino acids)
Source: RefSeq, a predicted model, not a curated record